AGGGCCAGAAAAAGGGAAUUCAUUUGAAGCUGCAAAUGCAUUCUUCUUCCUGCCCCCCCCCCCUUCUCCUAGCUGGCUGGGAAGAAGAGACAGCCUUUUGCAUGCAUUUUUUUUAAAAAAAUUAUAAUAUAUUGAUUGCAUUUUGGAGUACAGAUUGCCACAGCUGCAGCAUAACUGGAGAAGUGAGUUAAGAAGAGAGGGUUUUUUUGGGGGGGGGGGAGGGGAUCUCCAAUGGAAUAGAGGGAGCCAAUUGGGGAACAGGAAGCAGCAGGAAAUUUGGGGGAGAGGUAGUGGGCUUCCCCACCUUCCCAUUUUGCAGAAAUGCAAAUAGACUAGAGAAACCAUCCCUCUUUAGUCCGCCUCUGCAGCUGAUCCACGACCGCAGCCGCCGCCUUGUCCAGACUAGGAGCAGUGGAAGGAAAUAUUUGUUUUUUAGAAAAGCAUAAGGGCCAUUGAAUAGGUGGCGGAGUGGGUGGUGGUGGAGAGAAGCCAAGAGUCCUUUUAGGGUCUCUGUGCGUGUAGCUCAUCGGUUGGAGAGCAGAAGACAAUAGGGACGUUUCCUUUAAACAAGCCAAUCCAUUGUCCUGCCUGUAACUUGGCUAGUUUGCAAACGCACCACGCCUUUGAAUCACAGGACUUCCUCCAAAGAAUCAUGGGAACAGUAAUUUUAGAUGCUGGGAAUUGUAGGCGUGUAAGGGUAUACUAUGGUUCCCGGGAAUCUUUGGCAUGAGGGAGCUGCAUGCUUUAAAUGUAUGGUGUUUAAAGCCUCAGGGAUGGGGAAGUAGUAGUUUGCUGGGUGUUUCUGGACUCUCAACUCCCAUCAUCAUCUCUGACCUUUAGUUUGCCUUUCUGAUUUGUCCGCAAGAACAUGUGAAGCACACUUUUGUGGCAACUAAACCUUUGGGUUUGCACCCCUGACCGUCCAUGAAGUUCUCUGGGUAUUCUGAGGCCAUCCAUUUUCUCGCCCCCUCUCUUUCUCACCUUACCCCAUCUUGCAACAUGGUUGUGAAAAUAAAACCAAGGGAGCUCCAAGCACUUCAAAAGGCAGCUAUUCAACAAAGAAAAAAAUCCCUGCACUUAGAAAGCUAAUAUGUCAGCGAGAAACCAAGGCUAGAACGCUUAUCCCUGAUGCACUAGCUUUCUGUGUGCAGGGAUGUGCUUAUUUGUUCUUGUACGAGUGAGCAUUCCCUGAUGUGAGGCCUCGCCCACAGUCUCAAGCGGCACACUCCAGACACAGGACCAUACUAAAUUCUGUGGGGAUAAGUAGAUCAGUACAUCUUUAUGAUUAGCUCAAUGCUGCUUUGAAGGAGAGAUGUAGUAGAGGUGGGCUGCAAUCAGCUUGAGGGCUGCAUUCCUUUCCGUGCUACCUUAUGAGUGUCAAAUUUUACCUUUAUACAGUACACUAAUUUCUAAGUAAACUCACAUUCCCAUCUCCAGCCUCAUUGAGGCCUGGGGUUCCUCUCCCCUGCUAUUAUAGGUACACUACAACGGUCCUCUAUAAUUGUUCGGGGAUACUGUUUUUCUCAACAUUGCACUGCCCCACUUCAUUUUAAUACUGGAUUUCUCUUCCAGAGCUGCUGCCAAGAUUUCAACAUGGAGGGACAAGACCUUGCAGGACCCAAGCAAGCUGGGAGGAGAUUGGAGGAGGUAGGAAGAGCCCGUGAUGUCCACGGGGAGAGCACCACCAAGUCUGUGGCUCAGGCACCACCGCAAGGCGUUAAGCAGGAACUAGAAGAGGGGUUGCUUCAGCAAGGCUGGGGAACCCAGUGGUCAGAGUUCCUGGGCGCGCCACAGCCCUCUCGUUCAACAUGGACAAACUUACGCCCCUGGUCAGGGCCUGGCGCCAAAGAAAUCCCAGCCUCCAGAGCAGCUGAGGCUUGCCGCUGGCCUAGCCGGGAAUACACAACCCAAACCGCGGCAGGUCCUGGUGAUGAAACCCGCGAGGCCUACGAAAGCCUGGACUUCGCUGUGAAAGUGAAGGAAGAGGUCCUGGACGGGGAGGCCCUCAGCUCCGAGACACUGCACCAGCGGUUCAGGCAGUUCUGCUACCAGGAGGCCGAGGGGCCGCGAGAGGCCUUCAGCCAGCUCUGGGAGCUUUGCCGCCAGUGGCUGAGGCCCGAGAGACACACCAAGGAGCAGAUCCUGGAGCUGGUGAUCCUGGAGCAGUUCCUGACCAUCCUGCCUCGGGCGAUGCAGAACUGGGUCCGGGAGAGCGGCCCAGAGACCUGUUCUGAAGCGGUGGCCCUGGCAGAGGACUUCUUGAGGCAGCCAGAGGCGGAGGGAUGCCCACCAAGCACUCCUGCUAAAAGAGCCAGGGAGAGGGAGAGCUGCAGGCUGCCUUGGAAUGUCUGUGAUGGGCUGAUUUCCCCCCCGGGGGCGGGGUUCAAAUUGUGAUCUAGAAGGGCUCAGGUCAACCCGCAGCCCAGAGGCCACCAAACUUUUGUUGGGGCCAGUGGGCAUAUUUGGAAAUUCAAGAAAGUGUUGUGGGCACCAGUCACAAAAUGGCUGCUGCUGGCUGCAUAGCAUAACAAAAUGACUUCCAUUUGGGGUUAUAGUGUAAUACAGAAUGGCUCCCACAUCUAAAAGAGCAGAAAAAGAGAUGCCCCCCCCCAAAUGUGGGCAUGCCCACCCUUAAACCACUUGCAUCGGUGGAUAACCAGCCAGAAGCUCUUUGCACCUCUCCUCUGUUCAGAAUGAAAGGGAGAGGAUGUCCACUUUUUGCGUCCAGUGAAAUACGGACAUGUGUAAGGGGCUGUAUUUGGUAUUGUGAGAGGCCAAGGCAGUACAAACCCUGUCUCUCUGUGAUAGACUGGGGCUUGGGGUGCAGUUGCUGUUUUCUGGAUCCAGCACUGCUUGGGUACUGAUGGGUAGAGAAAACUCACUUCACUGGGAUCUCUGGUCCUCCCCCCUCCCCGGUCAAAUUCUCUUUGCGUCUUAAAACUGUUCUCACAUUUCCAUUCCAGAUGUCAGAGCCUCUGGAAGACAUGGCUGAUAGCACCACAGUGCCGGCACAGGAUACGUUGGACCUGGGGAAGCUGCAUUUUGCCUCAGAUGCCAAGCAAAGGAGCGAUCGGGAGGCCAUCUUGCUGGGUAAGUGCUUGAGCCUGAAGCAGAUGCUGUUAGAAUAAUAGAAUCUUCAGGUUUGAAGAGACCCCAAGGGUCUUCUAUUCCAACCCCCUGCAAUGCAGGAAUCUCAGCUAAAGCACCCAUGAUAGAUGGCCAUCCAGCCUCUGUUUAGAAACCUCCAAGGAAACAGAGUCCGCCACAUCCCGAGGGAGACCGUUCCACUGCUGUUUUCCCGAACAUUUAGUCGGAAUCUCAUUUCUUGCAACUUGAGGCCAUUGGUUCAAGAGCAGGAGAAAACAAGCAUCUUCCAUGUGACAGCCCUUAAGAUAUUUGAAGAUGGCUAUCAUAUCUCCUCUCAGUCUCCUCUUUUCCAGUCUAAACAUACCCAGCUUCUUCAAGCGCUCCUCAUCAGGCUUAGCUUCCAGACCCUUGAACAUCUUCACCAUAGCUGUCAACAUUUCCCUUUUUUAAAGGGAAAUUCCCUUAUUCUGAAUAGGAUUCCUCGCAAGAAAAGGGAAAAGUUGACAGCUGUGAUCUUCAUUGCCUUCCUCUGCACACAUUCCAGCUUGUCAACAACCUUCUUCAAUUGUUGUCGGAAAGACGUCUUGUGCACUAAGGGCAAAGCCCUUCUCGCAGGCGUGGAUCCUGUUGUAGUCAAAAUGGCAUAACUCAGACUCAGGGCAGGUGGAUUGGCUGGCAGGUACACCAAGGUUUGCAAAGUUUGCGGUGGGGGGGAGGGGAGAGAGAAAAGGACUCGAAACAAGGCGAAAGGAGAAACAACUCGGUGAGGACUGAGCAUGCUCAGUGAGUAUGUAAGGAAGGCUGGCAGACUGUGGGCAGGGUGAGACAAAGAAAAAACAUGGAGAGGGAGAAUGGAAUGGAAUAGGAGUCCACACACUGGACAAUGGUCCAUCUAGAGAGCCAGUGUGGUGUAGUGGUUAAGAGCGAUAGACUCGUAAUCUGGUGAACCGGGUUUGCGUCUCCGCUCCUCUACAUGCAGCUGCUGGGUGACCUUGGGCUAGUCACACUUCUCUGAAGUGUCUCAGCCCCACUCACCUCACAGAGUGUUUGUUGUGGGGGAGGAAGGGAAAGGAGAAUGUUAGCCGCUUUGAGACUCCUUCAGGUAGUGAUAAAGCGGGAUAUGAAAUCCAAACUCUUCUUCUAGUUCAGUGGCUAUGGGAAUGCUGAUUUGUUUACCUACCCUUCACCAUAAGGUUGCAGAGCGGGUCACAACAAUGGAAAAUGAAACAUAAAAAGCAAUUUAAAACAAAUUAUUGCCACAAGAUAGGGGCAGACCGAGAAGUCUGGAAUCCCGAACAAGGAGCGCUUUUAUUUAUUUAUUUUUCUACAGUGCAGUCCUGUGCAGGUCUACUCAAAGGUAAGCACCACCAAGCUCAAUGGGGCUUACUCCCACAUACAACCUUGGUGUGUGUUUUUACUCAGUCGUAUCAACAGCAUUUCCUACAGCAAGCUUACAUAAAAGUAAAACAUUACAAACUGUAAUGAUCAAGAAGAGGUUUUAAAAAAUAGAACACCAAUUUUAAAGCUAAGGAUUAAAGCAGCUCCAGUCAGCAGCAAGAGGAAAAGCAGUGGCAAACGACGCUGACCUACCUUACAGGGCGGUUGUAAAAAUAACAACAAAAUAUACGAAAAUUUUUGAACAUUCUAAAUUAAGUACUAUUAUUUUACUGACAUUGCGUACCAAGACACAGCAGGAUUGUGUACAUCGUUCUCCCUCUCCCUCUCCCCCACUUAAAAAACAAUCAGAACUACCUUAUUAGGUAGAUCAGACUCAAAAUAAAUGACUGGCUCAAAGUCUCCCCUUGAGCUUCAUGAUGGUUUGAACUUAGAUCUCCCCAGUCCAGGUCUGACACCCUUAAGAACUAUACCAUUAUUGGCUUUCUGAUGCAGCCUUCCUCAACCAGGUGCCCUCCAUAUAUUUUGUACUAUGACUCCCAUCAGCCCCCACCCAGCACAGUUGCUGAUGGGAGUUGUAGUCCUAAAACAUCUGGAGCAUCGCUGGUUGUUGCAGGCUGUUUCAUUAUGAUGCACUGUGACUAAUGAGACUCGCUUUGUUCUGCCAGGUGAGAACCAAAUGGAGACAAAAGAGGGAGAUCCACAACCUGUGGAACUCAAUGAGACAACGUUGGGAAGAGCCAAAGGGGAUUUCCCCCCGUUUCAUGUUGAGGGAGAGGCAGCGCCUGAGUGUCAGCCAGAACCAAGAAGUCUCCAGGGAAACCAUGCCGGGAAGGAAGCAGAGAAGGCCUUGCUUUGUGAAGGAGGUAAUGGAAGCUCGCACGAAAGUACAGCUAACAAAGGGAUGCUCAGGAGCAAAAAGAAGUGCACCGAGUGUGGAAAUCUCUGCGAGGUCUUUGACCUCCCCACGAACCAGAAAUCACAAACGGAGGAAGAGUUUUACAUCUGCCCCCGGUGUGGGAAGACCUUCAAGAAUGGUGUAUCCCUUGCUCCACACCAGGGGACCUCCGUAGCCGUAGCAAAACCCUACCCAUGCUCAGAGUGCGGCAAGAGCUUCGGCACCAAGGCUGCCCUCCUGAAGCACAAGGGAACACACACGGGAGAGAAGCCUUACGUGUGCUCCGAGUGCGGGAAGUGCUUCACCACCAGCUCCAACCUGAUCUACCACAACAUCGUCCACACGGGGGAGAAGCCGCACAAGUGCUCCGAGUGCGGGAAGAGCUUCCACUGGAAGUCGUCCCUCAUCACGCACGAGAGGACCCACACGGGCGAGAAGCCGUACGAGUGCCCCGAGUGCGGGAAGAGCUUCGGCAACAGUUCCCAGCUCCUGCGGCACAAGAGGGUGCACACGGGCGAGAAGCCGUACCACUGCUCGGAGUGCGGCCGGAGCUUCAACCAGAUCGCCUCGCUCAUCGCGCACAAGAGGAUCCACACGGGAGAGAAACCCUACGAGUGCUCGGAGUGCGGGAAAGGUUUUGGCACCCGGACGAACCUGAUGAUGCACAAGAGGGUGCACACAGGGGAGCGGCCGUACAAGUGCUCCUACUGCGGGCAGAGCUUCAGCCAGAGGACGCACCUCAUCAUCCACGAGAGGACCCACACGGGCGAGAAGCCCUACACGUGCUCCGACUGCGGGAAGAGCUUCAACGCGAAAGCGCCCCUCAUCACGCACAAGAGGACCCACACGGGCGAGAACCUCUACCAGUGCUUCCAGUGCGGGAAGAGCUUCAGCACCAGCUCCAACCUCCUGAACCACAACAUUAUCCACACAGGGGAGAAGCCGCACAAGUGCUCGGACUGCGGCAAGUGCUUCAACCGGAAGUCGUCCCUCAUUACGCACCAGAGGACCCACACCGGGGAGAAGCCCUAUGCAUGCUUUGAGUGCGGGAAGUGCUUCAUUUCAAGCUCGGACCUCACGAAGCAUAAAAAAGUCCACAGGGGGAAGCGCUCGGCCAUCGCGGAAAGUGUCGUGUAUAGCCCGGCGCUUGCCGAACCCGGUAGCGUUCAACCGGGAGGGCAGCCUUGCUAGGCCCGAACAAAGGGGAGAUGCUGUCAGGCCUGUGUCCUUUUCAAUACCAGUCUGCCUCAGUCACGUAUAACAGUGAGAGCCAAAGGUUCUGGUUUUAAUGUGCUAAAAUAAUAAAAUAAUAACGGAUUCGUGAGGCCGAGGGGAACCCCCGUGUGGAAGCUCUCAGCAGGUUCCCCAUCCCUGCACCAGAGGAAAAGAUGCAAGUUUCUGAAGAGGAUCACAGCUUCACUUGAUGUUUCCUUAUUUUCAUGACUCACUAGAAUAGAUAAUGUACAUUCUGGCCUAUUGGAAAUGUGACAUUUGGCACCUGAAAUAUGUGGUUGGUGUCUAAAAAUAAUAAUAAAAACAUGACAGGCCCCAAACCCUUGUGCAUCAUUUAGCGCCAAUAUUGUCGCAACUCUGUGGAUUUAUAUUAUCCAGAGGGUGGCAUGGGGAGAGCUGUUUCAGUGUGACAGAAAGGGACAUUUCAGAAUUUGUCAUGUUUUUAAUACAGUGGUACCUCAGGUUAAGCACUUAAUUCGUUCUGGUGGUCUGUACUUAACCUGAAACUGUUCUUAACCUGAAACACCACUUUAGCUAAUGGGGCCUCCUGCUGCUGUUGCGCCGUCGGAGCACGAUUUCUGUUCUCAACCUGAAGCAAAGUUCUUAACCUGAGAUAAUAUUUCUGGGUUAGCGGAGUCUAUAGCCUGAAGCGUAUGUAACCUGAAGCGUAUGUAACCCGAGGUACCACUGUAUAGCUAUUUUAUACAUAUAUUUCUGUUCUUUCUUUUUUACCUGUUCUAAGCUAGUAGGCUGGGAUUAGCUAGGAGGGCCAUGUCUGUGUAUUAGCUGUAGAUUUCUAAGUUAUAUUGUUUGUUUUCCUUUAUGGAAACUGAACAUUUCAGCUUGUCCACUUCCACACACUGUCUUUGAGUUCAUUGAGGUGCUGCUAUUUGUCAGUUAGUAUUAUGGGUGUGCCUCCUUUAUGGAUUUGUGCACACAAUGUAUUUAAGGUUGGUGUGCCUUUUUCUCUUUAAGGCACACUGUUAAUUCCCCAUUUCUUUUUCACUCCUUUGGUAGCUUCUACUUUAUUAUGUCCCCCGAAGUCUUGAUGACUCACCUGACCACAGCUUCAGUUUUGUGAUGUGCUUAUUAAAUUGUGAGAUGUUUGGUCAGUUCUGGAGUUUCCAGAUUCCUUAUUCAAACAAAUAUUCAUUGUGAGAAAUCUGUAAAUAAAUAAUAAGUUUGAAAA
Podarcis lilfordi (Lilford's wall lizard) is the source of this 7802-nucleotide messenger RNA. The record is from the annotation of a GenBank genome assembly. Lineage: Eukaryota; Metazoa; Chordata; Lepidosauria; Squamata; Lacertidae.